Messenger RNA from Lethenteron reissneri (Far Eastern brook lamprey), 3067 nucleotides. RefSeq names its product pre-mRNA 3'-end-processing factor FIP1-like. NCBI's taxonomy places the organism in Eukaryota, Metazoa, Chordata, Hyperoartia, Petromyzontiformes, Petromyzontidae. The record is from RefSeq and is a predicted model, not a curated record. Gene Ontology annotation, cellular component: mRNA cleavage and polyadenylation specificity factor complex.
UCGGCAACUUUAUAAUUGGCAUUUAAAUUGUUGCCAUUGUGGGUUUAAGCUUUAACCCGACGGCAAGAUGAUGGCAGGCGAAGUCUUGAAUCUCCGGGAUCUGAACCCACAAGAUUUAGAUUGGCUGUGCAUCUAUAAUCAAGACGGAACAUACGAAGAAGAUGCAGCUUCAGAUUAUCUCUUUGAAGACAGCUGCUUGGAUUUAUCGAGCAUUACCGGCCUCCAUGACAGUAAGGAGGUCGGCACUGAUGUCGGUGGAUUGAAGCAGCAUCUCCGAGAGAACGGAGGCUUUGAUGUCGACGAUUACGACGAUGACGACGACGACGACGAUGACGACGACGACGACGAUGACAUUGAAGUUACCAUCGGCAACAUCCGCACCGGAACCAAAACCCGCAGCUCUGCUCACAGUGGCAAUCCCGUGAGCCUCAAUAUAAAGACCCAGACCCAGUCGUGUGUCAACACUGCUGCAGCCGGCAAGCAGAAGAAGGGGGUGGACAUGAAUGCCUUGGGGAACAUCAAUGGUGUCCCCGUCCUGGAUUUCAACCUCGACUCGCUGGAAGAGAAGCCGUGGAGGAAGCCAGGCACCGACCCAUCUGAUUUCUUCAACUUUGGUUUCACCGAGGAGACAUGGACCGCGUACUGCGAGAAGCAGAGGUGCCUGCGCAUGGGUCUCGACCAUGUCCCCGCCAAAAGCUGCGGCUUCAUGCGCGCAACGGCCCACUCGAAGCAGCUGAACAAUGGAGUCACUAACGAUGUGCAACACCGAAACGAGGUGCACUUUGAUGCAUCCAGGGCCAAAGCCAAGGCUGGCCUACUCUCAGAGAGCAGCAGCAGCACCAGCAGCAGCAGCAGGUACGGGGCGGUGGAUGAGAUGGUGCGAGUGGACGGAGGCCUGUGUGAGGACAGCGCGGUACAGGCCCACGCGCACGUGAUUCCAGAUGGGCUGCAGCAGAUCGUGCAGCAGUUGGAAUUCGAUGUGCACAAGAACGCGGCACAUUUCUUCCCUCCGAACAUAGCUCAUCAGCAGUCCUUCCCUACGCUGUCACCCACAUUCCUGCCACCCUCUCCUUUCACCGCGGAGGUUUUGCAGGCCAUGCAUCAAGCAGGGCACGCGGCUUUCACAGGUAUUUCCCCAUCCAAUUUAUUUGCUGUCCUCAAUGCCGCGGAAAGCUUUCCGAGCUAUGAUGGUGCGAUGGCUCACGCGUACGACUACAACGCCCUGGGGUUGAGCUACACGCCAAGCCCCGGGCAGACACCGCUGGGCUGGCCGUCGUUGCUCAGGAGAUCGGGCGCCGCUGCCGUUUGGGACCUCUACAUGCAGCAGUGUGCCCGCGACGUGGCCCUCGCUGGCCAGUUGAGCGGCGCCAUGCCCGCCACGUGCAGCAACGGAGCUCACGGAGGAGGACACGAGGCGCUCGUGGGGAGCUCGGCGGAGUUCGCCGGCGGCCGUGACCAAUGGGAGACGGCGCGUGGCCAGGACAGGCCGUGGGAGAAUCAGCGUCACGACCGGGACAACAGGGCAGACAGCUGCUGUCAACAGCUCCACAGUUGCAGCCGUCGGCAAGAAGGCGGCGGCAGUGAUGAGGUGACGGCCGCUGGGCACCGCAGGCACCGCAACCACCGGCUCCGGCACAGGGAGGAGCUGGCCGGCUCGGAGGAGCACAGCCUGUGCUGAGGCUGAGGGGCUGAAUGGCCACCACUCCCAUCUCACCCUCUCCACACACCGCACCUAUCGUACGCACCGCACCAACUUCACCCACUGCACACACCGCACCCAUCGUACGCCCCGCACCAACUUCACUCUCUCCACACACCGCAUCCAUCGUACGCACCGCACCAACUUCAUCCACUGCACACACCGCACCCAUCGUACGCCCCGCACCAACUUCACCCUCUCCACACACCGCACCCAUCGUACGCCCCGCAACAACUUCACCCACUGCACACACCGCACUCAUCGUACGCACCGCACCAACUUCACCCACUGCACACACCGCACCCAUCGUACGCACCGCACCAACUUCACCCACUGCACACACCGCACCCAUCGUACGCCCCGCACCAACUUCACCCACUGCACACACCGCACCCAUCGUACGCCCCGCACCAACUUCACCCACUGCACACACCGCACCCAUCGUACGCCCCGCACCAACUUCACCCACUGCACACACCGCACCCAUCGUACGCACCGCACCAACUUCACCCACUGCACACACCGCACCCAUCGUACGCACCGCACCAACUUCACCCACUGCACACACCGCACCCAUCGUACGCACCGCACCAACUUCACCCACUGCACACACCGCACCCAUCGUACGCACCGCACCAACUUCACCCACUGCACACACCGCACUCGCCGCACACACACCGCGGGGUGAUGCUCAACCAAGAUGACACAAUGGACGGUGCCCCCCACGUGGCCUGAGAGGGCACCUCUCGACCAGAGGUUGUCGGACCAAAGGUCAGAUUUGCCGCUCGCUGCAAGUUACCGGCAUCUUCCCACUGAAGGGCUGAAGUCAGAUUGUUUUAAGGGGUUGGUACAAAGCUUUAAAUGAAGCGGUUAAAGUACUGGGUUCUGUAAGAAAAAAAAAACAAAAAUAUUGAUGGUUGUAACUAUAUUUAUAUAUAUUUUUUGCGUGCCUUAUGAGGUUGACUUUUUUUGGCUGGCUGUAUUUUUCACGAGAAAGUUGGCAGGUCCGGAGGCACGCACGCGCGUGCGUGCGUCUGUUUAGUGUGAACAUUUUCCGCCUUUAAUGCCUUGUGGGAACCUGAGCCGUGAGCGAGGACCCAAAGCCGCAAUUAUUCUCAAAAACACAUCUUCAUGUGGAGAGCACCAUUGGUGGACUAUGUACACCCUGGCCCAGCGCGGGGUGUGUAUGGAACAACAUUUAUGCAUCCGUGCAUGCGUGCUAACACUCGGGGCGGACUUAUCGCUCGACCUUGCUGCGGGAACUGUAUUGUAUUUAUUUUUUAAUGGAGCGUGCUAAUUGUACGGUCUCAAACGUGAUUCUGGAUGUUAAAAUGUAAUCGUUGAAAUUUCGUAUAAUACAAAUGUUAC